Dermacentor andersoni is the source of this 767-nucleotide messenger RNA. RefSeq lists its product as uncharacterized. Lineage: Eukaryota; Metazoa; Arthropoda; Arachnida; Ixodida; Ixodidae. Gene Ontology annotation, biological process: symbiont-mediated perturbation of host defenses. The record is from RefSeq and is a predicted model, not a curated record. Gene Ontology annotation, molecular function: amine binding.
GAGUCGGAAGGAACAUCGUAGCUGUGCUCGUUGUUGGCGACGUCGAGGAAGCGAUCGUACGUGUUGAAACCCGCAACGAAAAGAAACCAUGAGGUCCCUCUUGGCGCUCGCCUUUCUCGCCGUCGCCGCCAACGCGCUCUACUACGAGACGAAACCGGAGCUUGGGAAGUACCAGGACGAGGCUGAGUGCUUCCCGUACGAGGAGCACUGGUACGUGAUCUACCGCACGUUCGAGCACGAUCCCUACCUUGGCGAUGGCAAGUGCGCGUACCUCAGUCAGACCAAACCUCUGGUGAAUGGAACCGCAGAGGCACAUCUCAAGCAACGCACCGGCGAGGUUGUUGACUUCAAAACGGAACUGCACAAGACGGAGGGAUACAAAUACUACAACAAGCACAACGUGACCCUUCUGAGCGGACCAAAGAAAGGCCACAGCUUCUACCUGUACACCGCGUACUCAGACUGCUACGAAUGCAAGGUCUACAGGCACCCGUAUGCUGGCGAGAAUGCCUGCUCGCUGGUGGUGCCUGCUCACAAGAAGAACCACCUGACCCACUCGUGCAAGUUCAUCUUCCACCUCCUCUGCGGACACAGCUACCAGGCCGUUUACGACGAGACCUGCCACUGAGCUCACUGAACUCGCCGCUGGAUCGGGCGCACGGCCCCGUAUAGCAUGGAACACUUACGCUGCAAUUACCCCCCGCUGCCUGGUCUCUACUUGCAUACUGUGGCAUCCAAUACCAAUAAAGGCAUUAGUCGUCGCUGUA